GCAGCAAUUUUCAGUUUAAUUUGUGUGGAAUGUAUCAGAUAGGAAAUCUCAAUUCAGUUAGUGUUAGUUUCGAAUGACGCGGUGCGUAGUAAUUCGCGCCAGUUUGAUGUCUGUCAUGAUCUGACAGCAGACGAUGGUGAAGUCUGCAGAUCUUCGUUUGAAUUCAAAUUAAAUUUCUGUCUAAAAUAUCAGAUGCGUGUAUAAUUGCAUCGAUGUCCCGAGAUAACAAACUACAGUCGUGCAAAACGAAAUUAUAACGUCGAUGCUUGGACCACGAUUGAAAUAUUGUUAAAGUGGUUGAACAUCUGUAAAGUAGUGCACAAGCAACAUGGAAGUGCUGGAUCCUAGUGUCUCGCGAGAUGACCAGCCUUUAUGCAUUAAUGAUUCUUUAGAAAAAGUUACUCUACCGGAAGUAUUAUCAGAUACAAAAUCAUGUAUGAAAGCACGGUAUACAUUUGGUUUUUUAGGAUUCCUAGGGUUUGCUUUAGUAUAUGCCAUGAGAGUAAACUUAUCUGUUGCCAUUGUCGCAAUGGUUAAUCAGACAGCUAUACCGCAUACCGAUGAUAAUGGUACUACCGAUGUUUGCCAUAAUUACAAACCAAUUAAUGGAACAUUUAUUCCAAGUGCAGGAAAGUUUGCCUGGGAUGAAAAAACCCAAGGUAUUAUAUUGGGUGCUUUUUUUCUUGGCUAUGUAAUUACAAAUGUACCAGGUGGCAGAAUGGCUGAGAUAUAUGGGGGAAAACUAAUUUAUGGAUUAGGUGUAUUUCUGACCGCAGUAUUGACUGUAGUUAGCCCUUUUGCAGCAUAUGCAGGAUUAGUCCCAUUUUUAGCUGUACGAGCAGCGGAAGGGUUUACAGAGGGUGUUACAUAUCCUGCAAUGCAUAGUAUGUUAGCACGCUGGGUACCUCCUUUAGAAAGAAGUAAAUUUGCUGCUGUAGUAUAUGCAGGAGCAAAUUUUGGAACUGUUAUAUCAUUACCAAUGAGUGGAUGGUUGUGUUCAUUAGAACUUUCGGAUGGAUGGCCACUUGCAUUUUAUUUGUUUGGAGGGCUUGGAAUUGUAUGGUAUGCAUUUUGGCUAAUUUUUGUGUUCGAUACACCAGCAUUGCAUACGAGAAUUGAUCCCCUGGAAAGAGCAUAUAUCGAAGCUAGCGUGGAAAAGGCGAAUGAGGAAAACGAUGUUGGAGUACCUUGGUUAUCGGUAUUCACAUCGUUGCCAAUGUGGGCUAUAACGAUAACACAAUGCGGACAGUCAUGGGCAUUUUAUACUCUUUUAACCGAGUUACCAACAUAUAUGGAUAAAAUUUUACAUUUUGAUGUUCAGCAGGACGCAUUUCUAUCGGCACUGCCUUAUUUAACCUCUUGGUUGGUCGGACUUGGUAUAUCAAGUUUUGCAGAUGCCCUUCUUGCCCGUGAACUUUUAUCCCCUUUAGCAUCAUUUAAAUUGUGGAAUACAGUGGCUUCAUUAGGACCCAGCCUCAGCUUUAUCGGUGCUAUCUGGGCUGGAUGCGAUCGUAUGACUGUAAUGAUGAUGAUCGCUGGCUUGGGCUCUUUGCAGGGUGCAAUUUAUGCUGGAAAUCAAAUGAAUCACAUUGCAUUAGCACCACGAUAUGCCGGGACCCUUUACGGACUCACAAAUGCUGCAUCAAAUGCUUGUGGUUUCUUAGCACCAUAUGUUAUUGGAAGAUUAGUUCAAGGACAUGAAACGCUAGCGCGUUGGCAUACUGUAUUCUGGUUGGCAGCAGGAAUAAAUAUGGCAACCAACUGCUUUUACUUAAUCUUUGCAUCUGCUACAGAGCAACCGUGGAGUAAAGGUAGCAGUUGAUGACAAAGUUUCAUUAGAUGCGAAAUAUUUAACAUGUAAAAUAAUUUAUCAUUAGACAGAGUCGCUCAUUUUAAUUUGUUAACACCUUUGCUGUGGUUGACACGGAUCCGCGUUAUUCGUGACCUUCGUGCAUAGCGGCAUUCUCAUAACGCAGCGAAUGUGUUAAUAAGAUUCUAAUAAUUUUUGGUCAUAUAAGUACGAAUUUUUCGUUUCGAUGUGUUUGUAAACAAAGAGGCUUUGGAUUGGUCAAAUUUAUCCUUUUUAUUCAUUUUCAUUACUGCUUUCUUUGUUACUAUAUUGACAAAGUAUUGUCUAUACUCCACGUUUGACAUUCCAAAGAAGCUAUUCGCAUGACAAUAUAACUUUUGACAAUGUUUUAUUUUUCAUAUUUAAUGCAAUUUCAUAACAAUUAGAUUGAAAUAAAAUUAAUAUUAUCUUAA
This is a messenger RNA of Megalopta genalis, 2262 nucleotides long. It is a transcript of the gene MFS10, whose product is annotated as major facilitator superfamily transporter 10. NCBI's taxonomy places the organism in Eukaryota, Metazoa, Arthropoda, Insecta, Hymenoptera, Halictidae. Gene Ontology annotation, biological process: transmembrane transport; monoatomic anion transport. The record is from RefSeq and is a predicted model, not a curated record. Gene Ontology annotation, cellular component: membrane. Gene Ontology annotation, molecular function: transmembrane transporter activity.